Molecule: messenger RNA, 1098 nt
Organism: Eruca vesicaria subsp. sativa (arugula)
Lineage: Eukaryota; Viridiplantae; Streptophyta; Magnoliopsida; Brassicales; Brassicaceae
Source: the annotation of a GenBank genome assembly
UGAAAACAAAAAAAAUGAAAAUCUUGAUUCUUAUGUUGACGACAGUCAUAGUAAUCUCAAUGCUUAGCUUGGUGGGCGCGUGCCGAUCAUACUGUGGAAAUAUAACCGUGGAUUAUCCAUUUGGAGUCCGAAAUGGAUGUGGGCAUCCAGGGUAUAGAGAUCUUUUGUUUUGUAUGAAUGAUGUGUUGAUGUUUCACAUAAGUUCAGGUUCUUAUAGAGUGUUGGAUAUUGACUACGCGUAUCAGUCGAUAACGCUGCAUGAUCCUCACAUGUCGAACUGCGAAACCAUUGUUCUUGGUGGCAAAGGCAAUGGCUUUGAAGCUGAGGAUUGGAGAGCCCCUUAUUUCAAUCCUACCUCUGAUAAUGUCUUUAUGUUGAUCGGUUGUUCUCCCAAAUCUCCUAUCUUUCAAGGCUUUCCGGAAAAGAAAUUACCAUGUCACAACAUCUCUGGAAUGAGCUGUGAAGAAUACAUGUCUUGCCCAGCAUGGGAUAUGGUUGGAUAUAGACAACCGGGUCUAUCAUCCGGGUCGGGUCCACCCAUGUGUUGUGCGAUUGGAUUUGAAUCAGUAAAAGCGAUAAAUCUAAGUAAGUUGGAGUGUGAAGGAUACAGUAGUGCAUACAAUCUCGCACCCUUGAAGCUUAGAGGACCUUCUGAUUGGGCUUAUGGAAUACGAGUCAAGUACGAGCUACAAGGGAGUGAUGCGUUUUGUCGUGCUUGUGUUGCAACUUCCGGUACUUGUGGCUACGAAUCUGCUGACGGUGGAGGGCUCAGGCACGUUUGCAUAUGUGACCACCACAAUUCUACCACAAACUGUGAUUCAGUUGUAACACCAAGCGGUGCAUCUUCAAAUGUUCGACCAUAUACCAUUGGAUCACUGAUCCUCUACUUCAUAACUAUGAACAUAGGGUUUCAAAGAAGACAAUGACAAUACCCAUUAAUAAUGUCUGGAAUCAAGCCUCUAUUUUUUACUUUACUCAAACAUUUUGUUCAUUGCUUGAAAUUAUUUUGACCUUUUGUAUGUAUUCCCACGAAACUUGAUUAUACACCAAAAUUAUAGACUUAAUAACAUGUAGUAAAAAUCCCAAGAAACAUAUUUC